Ambispora leptoticha is the source of this 1005-nucleotide messenger RNA. The record is from the annotation of a GenBank genome assembly. Lineage: Eukaryota; Fungi; Glomeromycota; Glomeromycetes; Archaeosporales; Ambisporaceae.
AUGAGCUCUCAACCAAAAUCAACAAUGUCUCGUAAAUUUUCCGUAUUUAACAAAAAGUUUUCCAGCGAAGAAUUCUACCUUCACCAAAGCUGUGCUUUGUCUUCUAAUUCCACGAUAACAACAAAAACGAACAGUACUCUUCCUCUACUCGACGGUGAUCAAUUCUGGCCUAGCUCUACUCCAUCGCCAUCAACUUCAUUAGCUACACAUUUUAACAAAAAAUCACACUAUUCAUACAACGACGCGGUCUCACUUCCUCCUAUUCAAGAAAUUCCUUGUGAAAAUCAGACUACAUUUUCUGCUCCUGUCUCAGCAAUUGAGCGACUAUCGAAACCUUCCAGUCCAGCCAAGAGAUUCUUAGGCAAGAUUGUGAAAAAACUAAAGCCACAAGAUCUUUUACGUAAACGACGUGGUUCUGACUCAAGCCAAACUAGUAUCGAAUCUCCUGGGUCAAGCGAAAGUUACGAAAGUUCGGAUGGAUUUCCAUUUGAUCAGCUACCAAUAACGAUGAUAUCAACUCGUUGCGACGAAAGUUCUACCUCAAACAAACAAUAUAAAUUUUAUAAAAAACGAUCGCAAAAGAAAAGACGUAUUCUCAAACAAGAAAGUGCGACAAGUUCAACUUUGUCACUUUCCGAUAUAAUCCCAAUCUCACCAAAUCCAGUUGCUCGUUCCAAACACCAUAGUUUCUCUUAUCCACCCCAUUUUCUAGCCCAUCCUUUCCUGAGCCCAGACGAGAAAACAAUGUGCACAGUUCGCACAAUAAAUUUUUCCGUAAAUAUUUAUUGGUCAUGGCCGGGAACUUUGUAUCUUUCGCUCCCACGUACAACGUCUUUUCACCAAUUCAAAUAUGCGGUGUCACGCGAACUUGGAUAUUUAUUACCAAAAAACGCACUAAUUUUUGAAGAUGGUCGACUCGGAUGUGGUCUGGGGUAUGUGUAUGCUAUUGUGGCCAGAAGAUGUGGAAUUGACUAUUAUGGUAUCCCACUAAAUUUAUUUGAUUGA